AUGUUUUUUAAGUAUGUUUGUUGAAUUAUUAGUAGUUUUGGUCGAUUCUUUGGAUUUGGUUUUCAAUCUAAAUUAGAUAAUUUACUUAAAUAAGAGAAUCUAACAUUAGAAACAAUCUUAAAUGAAGAUGAUAUAUUAUAAGAAUUGAAAAUGUCAAGUUCAGAGAAAUUUGCUGAUUUGUAAAAUAUUUAAAUAAUAUUUUUAGCAUUAUCUCACAUCCAAAUGAAUAUUAAAAAAUGAUCCACUAUAUUAUUGAUGAAGUCUAACCAUAAUAAUAAGAUAUUAACAUAUACAUUAAGUAAUUUUAUUAUUUGAUCAUUAGAUAUCAAUUUAUAAUAAGUGAAGUAUUUGGUUCUGAGAAUGAAAAACUCAUUAAUUAUUUAUUUGAUAAACCUAUUGAAAACAACUAAGAAGAAGUAUAAAAUCCUUUGGAGGAUUAAUAUACUGAACCUAUACCAUCAUUAGAAUAAUAAAAUAAAGAAUUAAUUAGAUAAAACUUACUUGGUGAUUUCCUUUAAGUUUUAGAAAAUGAUACUCUAAUAAUAACUACAGCUGGUUAUGUUAAUAAAAUAAUUGGAGCCAUUAUUCAUAAAAGAGGUCAUGAUGUAAAAAUCUAUUACAUUUAUAAUAGUUUUGGGAUUAUAUAAUAAAAAAUCCAAAAAUCAUUUCAAAUCUCUUCAAGCAUAUUGAAGUAAAACAUAUAUCUGAAAUCAUUGAAAAAUUGAUUAUUUUAGACACAAAUUAAGAAGAAAAUGAUGAUAAACAUUAUAUCAAAGAAAGAUCUGACUUAAUUAUUAGAUUAUAGAAAUUUUUAACUAUUAACUCAGAUUCAAAUAAUAUUGUUUCUAAUGUUUGUGAUAUAUUCAUUGAAUUAUAUAAGAAAGCAUUAAUAUCACUUGAAACUAUAUCAUAUUUUAGAACAAUUUUACUUAAUAUUCCUUAACCCUAAUAUUUCAUGAAUUUAGCUAUUUAAACAUAAAAUACUUCAGUGUAUAACUUAUUAAACAUUCAAUAUGAAUUUUAUUCAAAAAAUUAAUUAUUAGAGGAUGGCAAAUAUGCAGUUGAUCUAAAAAAUCUAUAUUCUAGUUUAAUUUCAUAAUUACCUUAAGCCUUAAUUUAAGAAAACCUCUUUAAAUUACCUUUUUAAACUUCAAAAGGAGAUCUAAUAUAUCCACUUGGUGAUUCUAAACUGUCAUUAAUUUCUUUCAUUAUAUAACUUGUUUAAAGAGAAGAAAUAGCAAAUGAAAUUUAACAAAAUACCAUUUUUUAAAAUAUCCUAAUUCUAAUAAUCAAAUAUUCCUCUAAUAACUAAUUAUAAAUCUUGUUUGAAAAACUUGUUACUACAAUUAUUUAAAGCAAAAUACCUCAUCUUUAAAAACUUUUAUUCUAAGAUUAAAUAAUUUAAAAAUUUUUAAUAUAGAAUAAUGGAAUAGAAAAAAGAUAAUAGAAACCAUUUUAUUAAGGUAUUUUAACAAAAAUUACUAAUUAUCUUAAUUCUAAUAUUAAUUAAUCAGAAGACUUAGCUAAUUCCAUUGAUCAGAUAAAAGAAGAAUGGUAAACUUAUAUAGAAUAAUUAAAUGAAGUAAACUAAAAAGAAUUAUAAUGGAUGUGUGGAGUUAAUCCUAGAGUAAAGGAAUAAAUGAAUUCAGGAUCUUCUAGUCCAUUCAUGCCUGAUCCACUAAUUUCAUAUUAAGGAAUAAGAAAAACAGAAAAUGAUGAUGAUAAUUCUGCCAUUCAAUAAUAAAAUGAUUUUAAUGAAACUGAACCUUAAGAGAAUUCUAAUAAUGAAAUUUAAUCUGAAAAUAAAGAUUAAUAAAUUUAAUUAGGAUUUAUUUAAAUUUCUAUUCCUGAUACAAAUUAAAAUUAAAGUGAUAAUAAUAAUAAUUAAGAAGAAGAUCAAAAUUAAGAAAUUCUAAUUUAGAAUAAUAAUUAAUAAUAAGAAAUAAAACAAAAUGUAUUGAUAUCAGAACCAGAACCAACAGAAUUGAUUGAUUAAUAAUAACAAAAUUAGUAAAAUCUUUAAUAUGAAGAAUAAGAAAAUUAAUAAGAAUUAUGUGAACCAGAACCAUAACAAUAAAAUUAAUUUUAAAAUUAAGAACCUUAAGCAGAACCAGAUGGUAUUUAAUAAGUUUUAGAAUCUAAUUCUUAAGUUUAAGAUGAUAAAUGA
Paramecium pentaurelia is the source of this 2167-nucleotide messenger RNA. NCBI's taxonomy places the organism in Eukaryota, Ciliophora, Oligohymenophorea, Peniculida, Parameciidae. The record is from the annotation of a GenBank genome assembly.